Exserohilum turcica Et28A is the source of this 1899-nucleotide messenger RNA. RefSeq lists its product as uncharacterized. Bases 13 to 1464 code for a protein of 483 amino acids. Gene Ontology annotation, molecular function: ubiquitin binding; cysteine-type deubiquitinase activity. The record is from RefSeq and is a predicted model, not a curated record. Gene Ontology annotation, cellular component: nucleus. Gene Ontology annotation, biological process: protein K48-linked deubiquitination. Lineage: Eukaryota; Fungi; Ascomycota; Dothideomycetes; Pleosporales; Pleosporaceae. The transcript is spliced from 6 exons.
CCCCACCUCAACAUGGCCGCCUAUCCCUCCGACGAAGACUAUGCGCAUCUGCAGAAGCUGUCGAGCGAGUACGAGCCCGAGGCCACCGGCCCACUUGUGGGCGAACGCCAGAGCAGCGCCGCCAUCACGACGCAAUAUGCCACGGCAGACCCCGUCUUCCAGGUCAAGACGGCGGCGCUGCCUGCAAAGUAUGCCUACUUCCGCACCUGUCGUGGCGAUGGCCACUGCGGAUGGCGGGCAAUCGCCUUCACCUACUAUGAGGCCCUGCUGCGCCUGGCCGACGUGAACAAGUUUGACGAGGAAGAAGCCCGUCUGAACUCGCUCGGCAAUCUCCUUGACCACAUUGGCUAUUCGCGCGACAUCUGGAUUGAUUUCGCCGACGAGGCAUUCGAGCUCUUGCACAAGCUGGCCAACUCACUGCGCAGCAUGGAUGGCCAGGCUGCCGACAUCCUGCUCCGCACCUUCAACGACAUGGGCGAGUCCAUGGCAAUCAUCACCUACAUCAAGCUUCUGGCCAGCGCCUGGAUACAGACGCAUGCAGACGACUUUGUCCAUUUUAUAGACAAUGGCGACGUCAGGGGAUACUGCGCCAACAACAUUGAGCCCACGCAAUGCGAAGCUGACAAUGUCGGCAUUGCCGCCCUUGCAGAAGCUCUCGUCAAGCCCGCCGGCUUUGGCAUCGAAGUGUGGUAUCUAGACCGCUCACCAGGCGAGGAGAUCAACCGCAGCUACUACUCGGAACCAAUAGACGCACAUCAUCGCCCCAUCGCCGGUGCCCCUAUGCUGAGGCUACUCUACAGGCCUGGCCACUACGAUAUUCUGUACAAAGCCGAAGACGUGGUUCAAGUCCAGCACCAGCCUGUCCCUCAGCAACAACCACUCCACGUGGCCAUAGCCAACUACAAUGACGAAUUCAUUCCGGCUGCAGCAAACGUUGGCGACGUCAUGAACAUGAUCCCGGGAAUAUAUCCCUCAGGCAUGGGCCCAGGCCAGCGAUGGCCUUCACUGUCAUACGACUUCAGCCCCAGCCCCGCUUCUCACGCUCAGGUUACGCCUGUCCAACCGUACGCUCCAACGCCAACGCCAGUAACUCCGGUCAGCAACUCACACUUGGACUUUGUCACACCCAUCCACACAGCCAAUGCGAGUCAGUACAACCCGCCGAGUCACCACAACAUCCACCUCGAACAACCCCUGGUGACACUCCCAAUACACCCUCCCCCGCCCCCUGUGAGCAUCAACCAAGCCGCCCCCAUGGGCGUUGAACGAGGCGGUCCGUUUAGGCCAUCAAUGUACGAACUGGAGCCUGGUUUCGGGUCUGCGAUGCAAGUGCAGCAGUUCCAGACGUCAAUAUUUCGCAAUUCUCACUUCAAUACGGCGCACUUUAUGAACCCAGACUUUGAACCCGAACAGUGGUGUCCAGAGGGCGAGUAUGCCACGGGAAACAAAGGCCGGCACAAAUGACACUCGUGAGCAUGUCAAUUUAUACGGUUUCGGUUUGCUUGCGCGCUUCUCACGGCUUUUCUCCAACAUGUUAGCGACACCUUGCUCACAGCCAGCAUCUUCCACCAUGCGGUCUUUCCACACUGACGACGAAUAACGACCAACACCUGUUACUCUCUUUCGGACCAAUCAUCAGUUAUCUUUACACAUGGAAAAGCGACGGCACUCUGAGUGCCUAUAUACGGGGUUGUUUUGGGCAUGCAUCUGCUUUUACACUAGCAUCCAUCCACUAUCUAUUGUUUCUUCCAGCGAGGGCGGAGUACUGUACCUUCUUUCUUCCCUACCAGCCAACCCCGCAAGGAUUCACGACUGUGAUGAAUACCAAAGACUAUCUGCCUCAGGGUGAUCGACUUUAGAGUUGAACAUCUUUAUCAUGGCUCUCUUGUUUCUUCUCUC